ACAGUGAAAAAGCAGCCUUUUCAGAGGGACGUGGGACGGCUGACACAUCUAGAAACUUGACAUCAUAGAACUGGUCAGUGAGUCUUCACAUUUCAUUCUCAACUCUCACAAAAGGAAGAGGGUCCCUGCGAUCUCCUGGAGAACCCAGAUCUACCAGAAGAGAGAUUCACCCACCGAGGGAACCAGGACCAUGAGGAUUUUCUCGGUUUUACUUUGGAUUCUUUUCCCAGGCUGCUGGGCGGUGACGGGCCCCGGGGCAGUGCGUGGCCUCCUGGGCGGGUCGGUGGCUGUGCGGUGCCGGUACCGGGCGGGCUAUGAGCAUUAUCCGAAGUUCUGGUGCCGGGCAGGAGGUUGGUUCUGUUCCGACGGUGUCAUCGUUGAGACCGACGGGUCGGAGGUGGAGGUGACGUGGGGCAGAGUCUCCAUCCGAGACGAUCACACCCACAGCAUGUUCACUGUGACUGUGGAGAACCUGACACUGUCAGACGCCGGCACGUACCACUGCGGGGUGGGGAAGAACUGGAAAGUUGAUCCCACGGCCACUGUGACACUCACCAUCUCCCCCAGUGCACCAAACCUCGUCCUCUACAUCCUGAUCCCAUCCAUCCUCCUAGUUCUGCUUUUCAUUUUGUUCAUUGCUGUUAAGUUUAGAAGAGCAUCGCAGAGGAGGAGCCAAGCCCUUGAGGACACACCAGGACAAAAGGAUAAGAACGUCUAUGUCUGUAACACGAAUCCUGGGCACAAGCCUCCCUUCAGUGCAUCAGAUCCUGCUGCCACGGGCCAGAUGGCAAUCUAUAUGAACGAGCAGCACCUGCCCAGCUCAGCUGAUCCAGCAUCUGUGUAUGAAAGCAUGAUCCCGCAGAGGAGUCAGGUUUCAGGACAGAGAAAAGCAGUUUUUUCUGGCCCACAGGACUGCUCAGCCACAGAUCAGCAGGACACCUACGUCAAUAUGUGCCCAAUCACACCCCGUCCCCCCAUGAUGUGUCAUCAAGCAAAGUGUGGGAGAAAAGCUGCAGGCUGAAGCCCUUCCUACUCACGGGAUAUUUAACAGCUCUUCCUUGUUUUCCUACUGUCCCAUGAAAGCUUCCGGACUGGCAUUCCCUCUACCCUCCUUCUGCUGCGCAAUCUGCCAGUGGCAAGAUGUGGUGGGGAGGUCCCACUUCCAGCACGACUGUCUUCAGAAAUGUACUGGGGGCCAACAGCUACUACAAAGUGCUUCUCCUUUCCUGGACAUCAGCUUGAAACUGCACAAAGUCUUGGUGGCUCCAGUUCCUGAAGGGCUGGAGGUUUUCCUCUGGUGCUCGUUGUGGCAUCUCUCUGCUCCAGCACCACAUAAUUGCUCAUAAAACUUACUUGGUGCAAAGGAGCCUGGUUCUGGGGUCAGAACCUCAGGAUGAUGAGGCAACUCUUUGGCUGGAGGUGAUAUGGGGAACAGGACCUCAGGGAGGGUGUGGAAAUAACAAUGGGAAGACGAGGCAGAAGGAAACAGCUUUGUCCUUCAUUUCCCCAGUCAGCGUGGAGUUAAUUGUGCUGGAAUCUUUUUACCCCCAAUCUCAUGUUAACACAGUGACUUAGAACAAGAAGGGCACAUGGAUUCCCCCAUUUGAUAUAGGCAGGGGUGGCUCUAGACAUUUCGCCACCCCA
Molecule: messenger RNA, 1644 nt
Organism: Mauremys reevesii (Reeves's turtle)
Lineage: Eukaryota; Metazoa; Chordata; Testudines; Geoemydidae
Product: CMRF35-like molecule 7
Exons: 6
Coding region: 191-1021 (276 amino acids)
Cellular component (GO): plasma membrane
Molecular function (GO): transmembrane signaling receptor activity
Source: RefSeq, a predicted model, not a curated record